Molecule: messenger RNA, 480 nt
Organism: Penaeus monodon (black tiger shrimp)
Lineage: Eukaryota; Metazoa; Arthropoda; Malacostraca; Decapoda; Penaeidae
Product: monocarboxylate transporter 8-like
Exons: 2
Coding region: 71-403 (110 amino acids)
Source: RefSeq, a predicted model, not a curated record
UCCAACAGCCACAGUUGACUCCUGGUGUUUGCAAAAGCAGAAGAGUUGAAGAGCCUCCUCCGCCUUUAGCAUGAAAAUGACUGGCAUUAAGAUCGUUUUGCAAUUGGCUGCAGUUGCUCUGGUGUGCAACAUGGACUCGGCGAUUGCUGAGCCUCUUCCUGUUGCUCUUCCUCUUCCUUUUCCUGACCCUGUAGCUCUUCCUCUUCCUCUUCCUGACCCUGUAGCUCUUCCUGUUCCUGGUCCUGAUGCUCCUCCCGUCUCUCUUCCUGAUCAUCCUCUUCCUCAAGAAAACGCCAGCUGCGAGGGAGUGGUCUGUCCCUUGAUCGAAAUUCCCGGCUGCAUUCCAAGGAUGGAGCCGGGAGACUGCUGCCUAGACUGGUCGCAUUGCAAGCCGAGGUUGUGAGAACGUCGCCCUGAACAGCUGAUCUUGACCCAGACCUUUUCUCCUGAAACUGAAUAAAUGGUUUAGUUGCUGCGGUA